ACGGGCACCGGGCCCCCAGGCGGGGCGACAGGCACUGGGCCCCCAGGCACGACAGCGGGCACCGGGCCCCCAGGCAUCAGGUCAUUUGGCUCCCCAGUGGGCACCGCGUCAUCUGGCAAGGCAGUGGGCACCGACGGGCAUCGGGUCACCAGGCAUCAGGUCAUUUGGCUCGACAGCAGGCCCCGGGUCAUCUGGCGCUGGAUCAUCUGGCUCGACAGCGGGCAUCGGGUCACCAGGCAUGACAGCGGGCACUGGGUCAUCAGGCAUUGGAUCGUCUGGCUCGACAGCGGGCAUCGGGUCACCAGGCAUGACAGCAGGCACUGGGUCAUCAGGUACCGGAUCGUCUGGAUCGACAGCGGGCACCGGGUCAUCUGGCGCUGGAUCGUCUGGUUCGACAGCGGGCAUCGGGUCACCAGGCUUGACAGUGGGCACCGGGUCAUCAGGUACCGGAUCGUCUGGCUCGACAGCGGGCACUGGGUCAUCAGGCUGAAGUGUGGGUGCCGAGGCACC
Molecule: messenger RNA, 510 nt
Organism: Staurois parvus
Lineage: Eukaryota; Metazoa; Chordata; Amphibia; Anura; Ranidae
Source: the annotation of a GenBank genome assembly